This is a messenger RNA of Anoplopoma fimbria (sablefish), 3430 nucleotides long. RefSeq names its product IKAROS family zinc finger 5 (gene ikzf5). Bases 281 to 1552 code for a protein of 423 amino acids. Gene Ontology annotation, molecular function: DNA-binding transcription activator activity, RNA polymerase II-specific; RNA polymerase II cis-regulatory region sequence-specific DNA binding. The transcript has 4 exons. Gene Ontology annotation, cellular component: nucleus. NCBI's taxonomy places the organism in Eukaryota, Metazoa, Chordata, Actinopteri, Perciformes, Anoplopomatidae. The record is from RefSeq and is a predicted model, not a curated record. Gene Ontology annotation, biological process: regulation of transcription by RNA polymerase II.
UUUGCUCCGACGCGUAAAUAGGAUGCGUGCAGUGAGCGUGUGGACCAGAUAACCGGGUCGCUGCUGACAAAGAUGCUUUCUCCUCCGUGCGUAGCUCAGGAAACAACAUGACGAUGAUGAGGAGCGGAGUGUGAGAGCGAGCGAUUUCCUGCUUGUCAAUCACACCUUUCCAGGGGUUUGUCCUCGUCUUUGUGUCGGCAUAGCUUCCUGAAGCGAGCAAACACAGCUGGUUUCACUUUGAAGAGUUGUCAGGGUUAUUUGUAUCAUUUUAAAUAUUUCGAUGGGCGAGGAAAAGCCGGACACGCUGGACUUUGUGAAGGAUUUCCAGGAGUAUCUGAGCCAGCAGACCCAGCAUGUCAACAUGAUAUCAGGCUCUGUCAGCGGCGUGAAGGAGGCGGACGAGCUGCCACCAGACUGCAGUCAGAAUGGACUGGAUCACCCCUCAGUGGACAUGUCACUGGAGGACAGCUCGGGGAUCCUGGUGGAUGGUUUUGAGAGGACCUAUGACGGCAAACUCAAGUGCCGCUACUGCAACUAUGCCACCAGAGGCACGGCAAGACUCAUUGAGCACAUCCGAAUUCACACAGGCGAGAAACCCCAUCGCUGCCACCUCUGCCCAUUUGCUUCCGCCUACGAGCGCCACCUGGAGGCUCACAUGCGAUCCCACACAGGCGAGAAGCCUUAUAAAUGUGAGCUGUGCUCCUUCCGCUGCAGUGAUCGUAGCAACUUGUCGCACCAUCGGCGUCGACGCCACAAACUCCUGCCAAUGAAAGGCGCUCGCUCGCUAUCCCACAAGAAGAUGCUGAGCGUUUUACAGAAAAAGGCCAGCUCUCUGGGCUAUGGCCGUCGACUCCUCAUCAACUUCAGCCCCCCUUCUAUGGUGGUGCAGAAGGCUGACAAUGUGAACGACUUCUCGCAUGAGCUGCCCCACUUACGUCAGGAGACUUACGAUAAUCAGGGUCGCGCAGUGGAGGACGGGCACUCCACAAAUCAAAAUCACCAUCACCAUGAUAUGGUUAUGGAUAACCCGCUGAACCAGCUGUCCACCCUGGCAGGCCAGUUGGCCAGCCUCCCUUCUGAGUCCCAGGACCAGACUCAACCUCCGAUGUCUCCAGGAGCAGAGUCUAUGGUCGAUGAGAAGCCCUUCCUCAUCCAGCAGCCCCACCCUGCCACAGCUCCAGUGGCUGUGUCUGCCAGCAUGGUCCACGCCUCCUCCCCUUCUCCAGUCACCCCAGAGCCCCGGGCUCCUCCCCACAGCAAUUGCAGCCCUGGAGGGGCACCCUGCAGCGAGCACAGUGGGCGCACCAGUACCCCUAGUAUCUCCAACAGUCAACCCAGUACACCGGCCCCAGGCCUGUCCGUCCCACUCCAGGACCCCCACAUGCUGCAUCACUGCCAGCACUGUGACAUCUACUUCCCCGACAACAUCCUCUACACCAUCCACAUGGGCUGCCAUGGCUACGAGAACCCAUUCCAGUGCAACAUCUGCGGCCACAAGUGCAAGAGCAAGUACGACUUUGCCUGCCACUUUGCCCGCGGGCAGCACAAGUAACGGAUGAAUGAGGGAAAACUUUGAAAGAACUUUUAACGGACAGUUUAGUUUUAUUAAUUCCAUAGUAAUUUUAUUUAUUGGUCUCUUACUUGGCCUUGAUGUAGCCUAGCCUUUUGAAAGUUGUACAAUAUUAACAUUCAGAUUGUUUAAUUAUGUAUAAUUAAAGGUGCCCAUUCAAGUGUAUUAUAAAGGGAUAAUCAGUGUUUUCAACGGGUUGAGAAUUUAUUUGUAGUGUCAUAAAUCAGAAAAACAAAUUCCCUACUUGGCCAAAAUAGUUACGAUAUUAAAUGUAGUAAGUUAUCAAAAUAAUCAGCAGUACACAAAAUGUACUGCUGUUCAUACGUUGGAGCUUCUCUUCAGUACGUGAGCUUAAUCUUUCAAAUCUGUCAUUCAGAUGCAAUAGUAUGCAACACUAAGUUAACUAACAAAAGUGGCUUUCAUUGUACCUAUCUAAAGGAAAAUGAUCAUUUUAUACAGUUUAUAUGGCCUCAUAUCGGGCUGAGGUAAAUGAUAACUAGAGGCCACUCGAAGUAAUUCAUUCAGCAAUUUAAUAACGACUUAUGAAUUACCCUAGAAGAUGGUUAACAGCAAUGUUGCAUAAACAUGAUUUGCAAUUGAAUGGCUAAAACACAAACAGAAUACAAGUGUUAUCCUUUUCAGUGAAGUUAUAACACUCAUGCUAUUCACACAGCAAAUUGACUCUCACUCUCAACAGUCUGUCCCUUUUAUUAAUAAGAAAAAAAUCAUUGAAUAAAUUCUCAACCUCCUGAGAGCUAUAUCUAAAUAUUGCUCUGAUACUGAUGCAGGAGUGGACCUGUUGGCCUAGAAUGAUCUUACUUAAGCCUUGUUGAAAUUAUUUCAGUGCUUGGUGCAUUACUACUAUUCUUUGCAGUGCCUGACAAAGUCACUUUCUUGUGUGUUCAAGAUAAAAUGGACUGUUACUUUGAAGAUUAACAGAUGUUAUAACAAUAUCCUCUUCUUGCUGUGAUCAAUAGGCCCAGAACCUUAGAAAAAGAGUUUUACCAUUGUAGUUUUCUAUGGUAGCCAUUAUUUUUUGCCAAAUUUCUGCUACAUGAAUGCUGCUAAGAAACUUUGGAAUCUUAAAUAUGUGGACGGCAUCAACCUGGCCAAACUUUGUAUCGGUGGAGUUAGGUUGUCACACUAGAUUUUGUAGAAGUUGGGUUGUUUUGAAGUUCCUUCACUCAGUGCCCUUCCUUGACCAGCAUCAUGGUAACUUCACAUGUUUGGUUAAAAGGGUUUUGCCUAUCCUUUUAAUUCCAUCAUGUCACAUUCUGAUGUUUUGAUAUUGUACGAAGUCACUUUGAUAUCCAGUAUCUGCGUGUUUAGGACAGAAUCAUCAAGUCUUGUGUCUCAUGUGAACACUUGUUCAGAAUUGCCACGUAGCACCGGGGAUGCCACGUUUUCGCCUUUGUGAUAAUAACACACACUGAGAUUCCCCAUUUAUCACAUGGAUCCCAGUGCUUUUCUGAAUAUUUACUGAGUAUUGUAUUCUGAGUUGUUGGAUAGAUGUUCAGUGUCAAAAAAGCAAAUUCAUGUCGCAGUAAGACUGCCACUUUAGCAAGAUUGUUCUUUGUCUUGGGUACUGUUGUUUGUUGCUUAGCAACAUGCGUGGAGAACAUUGUUACUGUUUUUAGGAGCGUCUCCUUGUUGCCAUGCUAACCAGUAACGGCGGCAUCCAGUAAUGACUGCCUUACGUUCUGUUGGUGUGUCGUAGGUUCAUAGGUAAUGGUGAAUGUUGAAGCCUGAUGGCGAUCACUCUCUCCCUCUGGGAUGGCAAAUCAUUUUAUCGUGAGAUGGAUUAAUCUUACUAAUUUAUAAGUAAAGUGUUUUCUAACUGAGUUGCACUUUGUCUUUUGU